AUGGUGUUACCAGAUUUUUUUACGGUACUCCUCAUCCUGGCUGUGAACCCCUCAGAGUCACAGACAUCUCUUCUGCCAAAUUCAAUGGUCUUUUUCUCAGUCCUCAUUCUUCUAUCACUUAACCCCAAUUCUUCUCUGGGGUUCAGUUCAAUAGCAGAAACUGAAGAUGCCCUACUGAGGAACUUAUUCCAAGGGUACCAGAAAUGGGUUCGCCCUGUAUUGAAUGCCAAUGAUACCAUAAAAGUGUAUUUUGGGUUAAAAAUAUCUCAGCUUGUAGAUGUGGAUGAAAAGAAUCAGCUGAUGACAACAAAUGUAUGGCUUAAACAGGAAUGGAUAGAUCAUAAGUUACGUUGGAACCCUGAUGAAUAUGGUGGAAUUAGCUCCAUUAAAGUUCCAUCUGAAUCUCUUUGGCUUCCUGAUAUAGUUCUUUUUGAAAAUGCUGAUGGACGCUUUGAAGGUUCUCUAAUGACCAAGGUUAUAAUAAGACAUAAUGGAACCAUUGUUUGGACUCCUCCAUCCAGUUACAAAAGCUCAUGCACAAUGGAUGUGACGUUUUUCCCAUUUGACCGACAGAACUGUUCAAUGAAGUUUGGUUCCUGGACUUAUGAUGGUACUAUGGUUGACCUUGUUUUAAUCGAUGAAAACGUUGAUAGGAAUGACUUUUUUGAUAAUGGAGAAUGGGAAAUACUCUAUGCCAAAGGCAUGAAAGGAAACAGAAGGGAGGGUUUGUAUUCUUACCCGUACAUUACAUAUUCUUUUGUUCUGAGGCGCCUGCCUCUAUUUUAUACCCUUUUCCUCAUCAUCCCCUGUCUUGGAUUGUCUUUUCUGACUGUCCUUGUCUUUUAUUUGCCUUCUGAUGAAGGAGAAAAACUCUCACUCUCCACAUCGGUUCUAGUUUCUCUGACUGUUUUUCUCCUAGUGAUUGAAGAAAUCAUUCCAUCAUCUUCAAAGGUCAUCCCUCUGAUUGGCGAAUAUCUACUAUUCAUCAUGAUUUUUGUCACGCUGUCCAUCAUUGUCACAGUCUUUGUUAUCAAUGUUCAUCACCGCUCUUCUUCCACUUACCAUCCUAUGGCCCCGUGGGUAAAAAGAUUGUUUCUCCAAAAACUACCAAAACUUCUCUGCAUGAAGGGCCCUAUUGAUCGCUACCCAUUCCCAGAUGUGGUAGAAAGCCAGCCAGAAGCUAAAGCAAAAAUGCCCACAAAGCAGAAGCAGAAGCAAAUGAAAGAUGGAGAAAAAGUACUGGUUGCCUUUUUGGAAAAAGCUGCUGAGUCCAUUAGGUACAUCUCUAGGCAUGUGAAAAAAGAGCAUUUCAUCAAUGAGGUUGUCCAAGACUGGAAGUUUGUGGCUCAAGUCCUUGAUCGUAUCUUCCUUUGGCUAUUUCUGCUAGUAUCAAUAACAGGUUCUGUUCUGAUAUUUACUCCAGCUCUGCAGAUGUGGCUAAACAGUUAUCAUUAGAAAUCAUUUUUUGUGAUAGUUUCAAUAAUGCUAUAAGGAUGGAGCUAUCUCUUAGAAUCAAUAUUUAAUUAGCAUAUAUUCAGCAGCAUAAUGAGCAUACUUAUAAAAAUGGCCCUGAUCCUAAGCUAAGAAUAAAUUCCUGCCCAGAAGAGAAGCUUCCCAAAUUUGGGUUUACCAAUAAAUGAUUUCAUAUUCUUGGGUCCCCAUUAGACUGAAGUAGGCACAAAAAGGAGGAAACUUCCUCAGGCACCCAGGCAAAGCUAAAACUAAGAUUGAGUGACCAGAACUUUGGUCAAGAAUAGCAAGACUUAGAAAGAGCACUAAUAAUACUUUUAGUUUUUCAGUAGCAUAAAAACAACUGAGCUGAACAUCUAGCUAGUAGGAAGAAUUAAUUAAAACAAUAAACUACCAAAUGACCAGAUACCUCCCCAUGGGGACUGUGGUUAAGAUGAACUCUUCUUCAGUUCCUUCUUACCUUAUUUGCUCACUUUUUCUCAAUCAGAAAGAAUUCUCCUUCCCCAGCAGUAGCCUUAGUGUUUUCUUCUAUCUCCUCCCAAAUGAAUUGAAGGCAUUUUCAGAGUAUAUUUUGUUCUGCUUACCCCAGACACAAAAAUUGCCAGUCAUCUUUCUGCUUCCACUUCUAAGUUCUUUUCUCUUAUCCAGAGACAGUUUGGUAUUGGAAACAGGUUGGGAAUAUAGAUGUCCAAAGAGUAGUCAUCUGAUAAAGAACCAAGAACCUGAGGAAUGAUCUCUCUC
Antechinus flavipes (yellow-footed antechinus) is the source of this 2211-nucleotide messenger RNA. It is a transcript of the gene CHRNB3, whose product is annotated as cholinergic receptor nicotinic beta 3 subunit. Gene Ontology annotation, cellular component: postsynaptic membrane; neuron projection; synapse. The record is from RefSeq and is a predicted model, not a curated record. Gene Ontology annotation, molecular function: acetylcholine-gated monoatomic cation-selective channel activity; transmembrane signaling receptor activity. Lineage: Eukaryota; Metazoa; Chordata; Mammalia; Dasyuromorphia; Dasyuridae. Gene Ontology annotation, biological process: chemical synaptic transmission; signal transduction; nervous system process. Bases 1 to 1455 code for a protein of 484 amino acids. The transcript has 8 exons.